GCAUUGAAUUUAUCUUAGAGUAGGUAUCGCUUACCGCGAGCUCUACUUUCUGAAUAGGAUACUAUAUAAACACUGUGGUCUCUAUGGCUUCCACUUCUACUUCGAUGGAUCGUAAAAUUUCUCGUAGUUGACAAAGAGGAAGGUAGCGCGGGAAAGGAAAGAAAACGCGUGAAAACGACGCCAUUUCCGAACCGAUCAUCGCUGACUAAGUUCUCUGAUUACAAGGUUGUGUUAAAGAACCUACUCGGCAAUCAUGAGUCACGCAGAUCCAGGUCCUUUAGCUGCCUAUAACAGCUUGCAAGACAAGCAUCUGGCUGGAUAUUUUUCAAACUCUCGUAUGAAGAAACACUUGCAAAAGUCAGGACUGGUAACCAGAAAGGGGAAGAUAAUUGAUGAGAAGACAUACAGACUUAACAUGGCUAAGAAGGAACACAGGAAGCAUGUGCGUGAUCUCCUAGCAACUGCUAUUGUGCACAAGACAUUGGAUAUGGAGAGGGUUCGUCAGUAUGAGAUAAGAAAGAGACUGGAUGAAAUAUACAAAGUUGAGUUGGUCAGAAGAGUGAAGGAGGGAAGAAAUAGAAAAGGUGACGAGGAUAUUCUUCCUCUUCUUUCUCCUCGAGAGCGAACAGCUCGGCAAAUGGCUAAGGCACAACUGAGAGACAGGCCUUCCACAGCACCAGCUUCAAUGACAGGCGGUGACGAAGAGGACCAAGGAGAUCUGAAACCUUCAGAGAUAUAUUAUGACAAUGAUACCCAGAAAAUAUACUACAGGGUUGAUUCAAAUCCAUCCGCCAUGAAUGGCUAUCUUAAAGAUGAGACAGAGGAACUUGGUCCAUCUCCAUACACCAGAGCAUAUCCUGCCACUUACCCAGCCCCAGCACCUCCCCCAACAGGAACACCACGGCGUUCCAGGACUGCUGGCUCUACAAGGAGAGGCGUAAAGCUUCAAAGGUAUCAUUUCUUGGCCAGAACUGAACCAGCAGUUGCCCGCAGAGUACAGCUUCAAUCCUUGGCAGAAGUGACAAUGAAGUUUGUUGGUCCCAGUCUGGUGCUCACCAACAGCAUGUUUCCAGAAGACAGAUUAUCGGAAGUAAUGGUUCUGCAGCAGCACUGUGGAGGAAGCACUUUGUGUGUUUUCAGAGAACUGUUGCCUCCAAACACGAUUUUUACCUUCAUCUCACGGCGUCACAGGGGUUCCCCCUUUGGUUUGACAUUUUACAUUGAUGGCAUGCAAGAUAUUCGACUCAGCUGUUGUUGUGAAUACAAACACAAACCUGGUCAUGUCUUGGGUGGUAGAAAUGGUCAUUUUCAGUUUGUUGUUGUUGAGGGAGCUGCACCCUGUUACAGAUGUCAAGUUGCAUCAGCUCACAGAUAUUCCAAGAAACUUAAGGCUAAUGAUGAGGCCGACAGAUCUAAAACUUUUAUGACUGAGACAGCUAAUGAGCAGGAAGAGGAAGAACAAGGAGAGACAUUUGAUGUGAUAAUAACUAAGCUAAAACCUGAAUCAGAUGGUGAUCAAGUGGAUGGAGACGAGGAAAAAGACGAAGGUGAAAUGGUAGACAGUAGUACCCAGACCCCUCGUGAUGAGAAUAACGCUAAGGACAAAGAAGAAUUGACAGUUGAAGAUGAGGAGAACACUAAAGAGAAUAAUCCAGAAAACAAUCGACAAUUUGAAAAUGGAAAGAGAAUGGAAAAUAACGAUACUGAUAAUAUUAACUACAAAAUGGAUAUUAAGACAGAUGCUGAACGCCCAGCGAGUCCAACAGACUCUGAAGGAAGACAUAGCAAGAAUGUUUCGUUUGAUGAGGAUGUCACUGUUAUUGAAGGUGACCAAGAUGGAGAGAGAGGCGAGGAAGGUGAAGAGACUCCAGACGAAGUACCAGACGACGAAGAAACGCCAAACAAGCAGGGUCCAAGUACAAGUAUUGCUGAGCAGGAUGACGAGGAGGCUGAAGACGUCCCUGAGUCCCUGGAUCACGGACGGGAGAACGGAGUCACUAACCCAGCUGAGCAGGAGCAUCAAGAGGAUGACCAACCUGACAGGAAUGAUACUGUGAAGUCUCCAGAGCUUAGUGACAGCAGCAGCAGCAGCAGUAGUAGUAGCAGUAGCAGUAGUGAAAGCAGCGACAGCGAGGAUGAAGGAAAACAAGAGCGAGAUUCCAAAAAGAAUGGGAAACUAAAGUCAGAACCUGGUCAAGAUCCCGGAAGUGAUCCAGACUUAGUCUCAUCCGGUCAGUUACCGGAUCAGGCUUUGAAGGCAGUGGGCGUGCAGCCUGGUGCCAAGCACCAGGGUUCAGUCCGUUCUUUGCUGGAAGGGAAAGAGGAUGUUGACAUCGCUGGCGUUGAACUUGCCAAAGAACAGGUUGAAGAGCUCGCAAGUAUCAUCGACUCACGAGAGGAGCUUGGAUCAAUUAUUCUCAGAAAUGCUGCGUUAGAUGACAAUAUGCUAGAAAUACUGACUCCUUCUCUGAAGAAUAGGCUCGAUUUAAAGAUGCUGAACCUAAGUGUGAAUACUUUCGGACCAGAAGGUGCGAAACACUUGGCUGAAGUUAUCAGAGAGAACAAUUCAAUUAAGAUGCUACUGUUACAUGGAAAUAAGUUAAACGAUGAUGGAGUUGGGAUACUAGUCGACGCUAUUUUAGAAACCACAGGCACGGCAAUAAUGAACCUGGACAUAGGAGACUGUGGCAUCACGCAAGAUGGCGCCGAACAUAUCGCCAAACUGAUCGAGCAUAACCAGACGGUCUCGAUACUAACGAUCAGCGGUAACAGCAUUGACUUGGAGGGUUGGAAGAGUAUUAGCAAGGCCUUGACCACAAACAGCACUUUGGAAACAAUUUCUCUAGACUUCAAUAAUUUAGGUGACGAGGAAGCUGUUGUCUUGGCUGACGGUAUACGAGGAUGUAAAAGCCUCAGUUACAUUGACAUGGAGGGGAACAAAAUUGGUGACGAAGGAGCGCUAAAGCUUUUUGAAGCAGCAAAAGCCAAUAAGUCAGUUGUCGACCUUACGCUCCUGCCAAUGAAUCAGAUAUCAAAAGAAAUAUCUGAUGAAGUGAAGCAGUUCCUGACGGAAAGAGAAAACGAACGAAAGAAUAAUGCACAUCGGAAGGAAGAUGGUAAUGAACAACCUGUUGUGGCCGAAGGAGAAGAUCAACAUGAACGCAAAGAGAGUGCACAGGAACGUGAAGGAGAGAAUGAACGAGAACGUGAAGGUGAGGGAGACAAACGAGAAGACGAGGAAGACGAAAAAGGAGGCGAAGGAGACAAAGAUGAGGGCGUGGAAGAGAAAGACAAAACAGACGGUGAGGAGGAAAAACAAAAGGGCGAGGAGGAGCAAGCUGAGUUGGGUGAAAUACACGCGGAACAAGGAGAAGGAGAGAACCACGACAAAGGAGAACAACAACCAGGUGGAGAUAAACUUGAAGAAAGUGAUCAUCCUGCUCCUGAAGUUGAGGAGGCGGCAGGCGAAGGGAAUCCUGAGGAACCAGAGUCUGCUGCACCUGAAGAGGAGGCUGACCAACCGUCGGGUGAACUGCCUGCUGGAGAACAUGAUAUAACGAAGGAGAAUGAUAAUGAGCAACAGAACGAGCCUGGAGAAAGUUCUGUAAAGGAAACGUCCCGGGAAGAUCCCCCAGAACAGGAACCACCUGAGGGAGAGAAAGACGACCCUACCCCUCAAGAUCCAAGAGAAUCACUCGAUCACAGUACGAAUGACGAGGAGACGCCCAAGGAAGACUCGUCCACCGAGCGAAAUGGCAAAGAUCAGGAAGAAUCGGGGAAAGAUAACGAAGAAGAUAAAAGACCAGCUGCAGAUUCUAUGUAGAGUUUUUACUCGUAUGCAUAGCAGAGGAAAAUUCAUCUGACUUCAACGUGCAACUCGUGUCCGUCCUGAGCCAUUCGUGCUCCGCAUUUAUGUUGUCUUGUCUCUGCGAUGUCUGUCGACCUUCGCACAUUUUUAUUUUAAAGGCUUCACCACCGCGUCCAUCAUUUUUCAGUAGUCAAACAAAACGACCCCAAAGAACGCGAUUAAGCUCCAUUUACUUACAUUUUCAUUUUUUUAGUAUAAACAAAUAAGCUUAUAAUGUAAGUUUAGGUGUAGAUUGGGCCAUUGUUUUUAGUUUUAUUUACUUUGUUGAGAGUUUAUUCCCUUCCCCCUCCCCUCACCCGUUCAUAUUGUUAAUGAUCAUUAAUGAUUCACAAUCAAUUACCUUAAGACUGUCGUAUGACGAAGCGUAGGACAGUGAAAUAAUUUAAGUGCGGCUCUUUCGUGCUUGGGUAGAAAAGUCUACAGUUAAUUGGGCUGAAAAGAAUCCCGUUGGUGUGAUGAUGAUAUUUUAUAGACAAUAUCAAUUUAAAAUGUUAAUGUUUUUUGGAAGAUGUCACAUAAUAUUUUUUUAUAAGUGAUUAGUGACAAAGGUUUAGGAGUGUCAAAGGAUCAAAGUAUAAUCAGUGUCAGACUGUUAUCUCAGUGGCUUUCCAGUCCGUAUACGAAAAGGAAACAAACUAACAAAUUGUACAUAAAACAUUUCAAUUAACUUGAUCCGACGCUUACACGAGAGUACAUAACUGUUACGUCAAUACUCACCGAGUGCACGCUUCAUGUCAACAGCACAUCGAUAAACUCUCACUCGGACUCUGAGCUUAGAGAGAGUUUGUCACAAUACUGGAGAUUUUCGAAUGCGAUGGUUGUAAAAAUUGAAAAUUCUUAAAUUGCGUUGUAAAUAUUGUUAUUUAACAAGAAGUCAGACGAGCGCCUUAGCUCACAAAUAAAGCAGUUUGUUUUUUUACAA
Molecule: messenger RNA, 4790 nt
Organism: Pocillopora damicornis (cauliflower coral)
Lineage: Eukaryota; Metazoa; Cnidaria; Anthozoa; Scleractinia; Pocilloporidae
Molecular function (GO): protein binding
Source: RefSeq, a predicted model, not a curated record